Peniophora sp. CBMAI 1063 is the source of this 1167-nucleotide messenger RNA. The record is from the annotation of a GenBank genome assembly. Lineage: Eukaryota; Fungi; Basidiomycota; Agaricomycetes; Russulales; Peniophoraceae.
AUGGUCAAGAGUGGGCUCGCAGACUUGCUCGAGGCGGACAUCCAGGAUCCGACAGACUUUCCCGCCGACAAUGACUCACCUGGCUUGCGCGGACUUGACGCGGCAUUGAGAUGUAAGAUAUGCAGUGAACUGUAUGAUGCGCCGGUCAUCUUGCCCUGCGGCCAUACCUUUUGCUCGUUGUGUGCGAGACAACAACUUCUGGAGAGGCCGUCAUGUCCGACGUGCUGGAAGGAAACAUCCGAAGGCGCGCUGAAGGUCAAUCCUAUGCUCGAGGAGGCGGUCGAAGCCUGGAAGAGAUCUAGGCCAUAUGUGUUGCAACUCUCCACGAGGGACGUCGAACACCGCUCUCGUCCGUCUCGUCCACCACCUUCAUCUGACACACGGCCGACCAAGAAGAGGAAGACGUCUGAAGAUGCUUCUGAUACUGAAGCCGGCCCAUCCAGACUGGUCAACUCCAGACGAUCUCGGUCCGGUUCUGAACGACUCUCCGUUGUAGACGAGGACGAUGAAGUUGAGCCACGUGGUUCAUCCGUCGUCGAGCUCUCGCCAGAUGAGCUUGUACCAUGUCCUGUCUGUGCCAAGUCCACUCGAAUAGCGGAUAUGGACGCGCAUAUUGGCAAUGGUUGCAAAACAUCCGGCCUUAAGCCUGCCACCAAACAGCAGAACGCAUGGUCGAAGAUUUUCGACGGGGCCGGCGCUGGCGGAAAGGGCAAGACAAAGAAGAGCAGAACCGACAACGAUGACGAUUACCUGCCCAAGGCAUCUUACAACAUGCUCAAGGACAAACAAGUCCGAGAUCUCCUCUCCGAACACGAGUUGCCAACGGCCGGUGACCGCGCCACCCUUGUCGCUCGCCAUCAACGCUGGGUGUCUAUAUACAAUGCCAAUGUCGACAAGAACCCGCAGUAUCGAAGACGUAUCUCGGAGUUGAGGGCGGAGCUAAAGAAGUGGGAGAAGGAACGAGAAGCAGGCUUGAAGAAGGGGAGUUCGAAGGACGCGGCGAUGCAGGUCAAUGUGAAGGAGUACCGGCGAGCGAACAAAGCUGAGUUUGACCAGCUUGUCGCACAGGCGCGGCCGAAGAGUGGCGCGGCUGGGCCGAGUACUGCGAAGGCUGCACCGUUAAGCAGGCAAGGCAGCAGUUCUUCGGAGGCGAUAGCUGUAGAAUAG